CAAAUAAACUUAUCGAUAGCACAGCUGUUUCUCAUGCGCAUCUCCAAUCACGUUUACGUAAAUUUUAGGAGAGGAGAAUCAAGAUGUCCAGAAAUUUGUUUUUAUCAAUUACAAACUUAUUUAGGAACUUGGAGAGCCUGUUCCUGCCACAUGGAGGACACCCUCCUGCUCUAGCGUUGGCCGGUUUUCAGCAUGAUCACAGCCAUAGAUCCUCCCAGGAAUUCAGUUUGAAGCAGCUUAUUGGCGACGGAAUGCUGUGGGCUGUUCCGAAACACAGGAGAUCCGUGGAGAAACGCCUGAAGCGGAAGUUCGGAUAUCCGGAAUACAAUUGGAAGCCUCUGAGGGAGAAGAGGAACAUCCGCUCCUGUCUGCAAUGUGGCCAUGACCACGAGAUGGGGGUUCUUUGUCCUUUCUGCUACCAAAAAGUCCUGAAGGAGACUGAGCUCAUGCAGUCGAAAAUCCAGGAGACACUGGGUCUAGAUCCCGUGGACAAGGAAGUAAUCGUUCUUUAUGAGGGCGAGAAAGCCGAACAGUCCUCAGAUGAGCUGAAAAACAAACGCAUCGUGGAGAUGAAGAAGCCUCGUCCCAUGUGGUUCACCAAGAAUCUGCUCCAAAAAUCCACGCAGCAAUUGUCCGAAACCAAGGAAGUCAAGCCCUCCGACUUGGCCUAGAUAAUAAGCAUCCAUUGUGCAUUAAAGCCACACGUUCGUUAUCAAAG
Molecule: messenger RNA, 718 nt
Organism: Drosophila erecta
Lineage: Eukaryota; Metazoa; Arthropoda; Insecta; Diptera; Drosophilidae
Gene: mRpL32
Product: 39S ribosomal protein L32, mitochondrial
Exons: 3
Coding region: 84-671 (195 amino acids)
Biological process (GO): translation
Cellular component (GO): mitochondrial large ribosomal subunit
Molecular function (GO): structural constituent of ribosome
Source: RefSeq, a predicted model, not a curated record